This is a messenger RNA of Zymoseptoria tritici IPO323, 4911 nucleotides long. RefSeq lists its product as uncharacterized. The transcript has a single exon. The coding region runs from base 1 to 4911 and encodes 1636 amino acids. Gene Ontology annotation, biological process: microtubule-based movement; mitotic spindle organization. Gene Ontology annotation, molecular function: ATP binding; microtubule motor activity; microtubule binding. Lineage: Eukaryota; Fungi; Ascomycota; Dothideomycetes; Mycosphaerellales; Mycosphaerellaceae. The record is from RefSeq and is a predicted model, not a curated record.
AUGGCCACAGCAGGAGCCGGCGGCGGCAACAUAAAAGUUGUCGUACGCGUACGUCCGUUCAACAGUCGCGAGAAGGAUCGCCAGGCAAAAUGUAUCGUGUCUAUGAAAGGCGCGCAGACCGUGCUCACCCCUCCUUCGGCCGACGCCAAAAACAAAUCGGCCAAAGCUGCUCUCGAAGGUAGCAAGACGUUCGCAUUCGACAAAUCGUACUGGUCCUUCAACCGACAAGAUGACAACUUCGCGGACCAAGAGAACCUCUUCACAGAUCUCGGGCGGCCUCUAUUGGACAAUGCGUUUCAGGGAUACAAUAAUUGCAUUUUCGCGUAUGGGCAAACGGGUUCUGGCAAGAGUUACAGUAUGAUGGGGUAUGGUGAAGAGGAGGGUGUCAUUCCGCGGAUUUGCAGAAAUAUGUUCGAGCGGAUCGAGACUGUACAGAACGGGGACAAGAACAUGGCUGUGACGGUCGAGGUGUCAUAUCUGGAGAUCUACAACGAACGUGUACGCGAUCUGCUCAACCCGAGCACCAAAGGCAACUUGAAAGUUCGGGAGCACCCUGCUACAGGGCCGUAUGUCGAAGAUUUGGCCAAGCUCGUGGUUCGCAGCUUCACCGAGAUCGACCAUCUCAUGGAUGAAGGAAACAAGGCACGAACCGUAGCGGCGACGAACAUGAACGAGACGUCUUCUCGAUCGCACGCUGUGUUCACUCUCACCCUCACGCAAAAGCGGCACGAUUUGGAGACGAAUAUGGAUACUGAAAAGGUGGCCAAGAUCAGCCUGGUUGACUUGGCGGGUUCCGAGCGUGCCAACAGCACCGGUGCCACGGGAGCUAGAUUGAAGGAGGGAGCCGAGAUCAACAGGUCUCUGUCAACGCUGGGCCGCGUCAUUGCCGCGCUGGCGGAUAUGAGCUCAACGACAAAAUCCAAAAAGGGAUCGCAGGUUCCGUAUCGAGACUCUGUCUUGACGUGGUUGCUGAAAGACAGUCUCGGAGGAAAUAGUCUCACAGCGAUGAUAGCCGCAAUUUCUCCGGCAGAUAUCAACUUUGAGGAAACGCUCUCGACUCUGAGAUACGCAGACUCUGCCAAACGCAUCAAGAAUCACGCCGUGGUGAACGAAGAUCCAAACGCUCGGAUGAUCCGCGAGCUCAAGGAGGAAUUGGCGCAACUUCGCUCGAAACUCAGCACUGGUGGCACCAUCGCGGAGGAACAGUACAGCGCCGAUACGCCUUUGGAGAAGCAAAUUGUCAGCAUCACACAAGCCGACGGAUCCAUCAAAAAGGUUUCCAAGGCGGAGAUUGCAGAGCAGCUCUCGCAGUCCGAAAAGCUAUAUUCUGAUCUGAACCAGACAUGGGAGCAGAAGCUUAGCAAAACCGAGAAGAUUCACAAAGAGCGAGAAGCCGCCCUGGAGGAGCUGGGUAUCAGCAUUGAAAAGGGCUUCGUUGGCUUGACGACACCGAAGAAGAUGCCUCAUUUGGUCAACCUCAGCGACGAUCCUCUGCUGGCGGAGUGUCUCGUCUAUAAUCUCAAGCCUGGUACCACAACUGUUGGUAAUGUUGAGACGAACCAAAUCAACGUCGAAGGCGAAUCGAGCGGCGCAGGGAAUGCAGGUGUCGAUGUCCGACUGAACGGGUCCAAAAUUUUGCACGAUCAUUGUACUUUCGAGAACGUGGAUGGCGUGGUGACAGUAGUUCCGAAGGAUGGGGCUGCGAUCAUGGUCAAUGGCAUCCGCAUCGAAGCUCCCAAGAGGUUACGGUCGGGGUACCGCGUGAUCUUGGGCGACUUUCACAUAUUUCGCUUCAACCAUCCACAAGAGGCACGUGAAGAACGGGCGGAGCAAGGCAGCUUGCUCAAGUAUUCAGUCACUGCGGAUCAGCUUGACUCGCCUUCGCGCCCGCCUCCGCUUGACCACGAAAGGUCACACAGCAGCGUGAGCCGAGCGAUGUCAGAUGUCGAAACCGAUAUGGGAAGCCCAGGAAAUCUAUCACCAGCACCGUGGAAGAUGGGCGGACGGGACAGCGACUGGGCAUUCGCACGCCGCGAGGCCGUGUCAUCGACAUUAGGACCGGAUCAGAAAAUGUCCGACCUGACGGACGAUCAGCUCGAUGUACUGUUCGAAGAUCUACAGCGUGUAAGAGCGGUACGAAAGGGAAGGCCAGAAGGCAAGCUGUUCGACAUGAAUGGCGGAGACACUGAUACUGAGUCCGUCGCAUCACAUCCCGUGCGAGAGAAAUAUCUCAGUAAUGGCACGCUGGACAAUUUCAGCUUGGACACGGCUUUGACCAUUCCCUCAACUCCACGACAUUCCGAGGACGAAGAACGGUUGAAGCAGACCAGAGAUGAUAUGCAAGACCAGCUCGAGAAUAAGAAGGAGGAAUAUCAGAAGCAGCUUCAAAAUGCUGAAGAGGGCACAGUCGAGAUCGACGAGCUCCGCAACGAAAAGAUCAAGAUGGAGACAUCACUUCAAGAGAUGAAGGAGCAGAUGCAGAAACAAUUGAUGGAGCAGAAGGUCGUGUUUGAGAAGCAGAUCGCCGAGUUGAGAAAGCCGCCGAAGCCAAGACGAAAAAGUCACGGCAAGGGGUUGACGGAUCGUGAACUGUACUUUGCGAAACAGGUGCUGCAACACUGGAGAAAGCAUCGGUAUAUCGCGAUUGCGGCAGGCGUUCUGAAGAAUGCAUCGACACUCAAAGAAGCUCAAGUCAUCAGUCAGCAAAUGGAGCGUAGCGUUGUCUUUCAAUUUACAAUCGUCGACGCUGGACACACCUUUGGCUCCUCAUACGACCUCGCAUUGAACGGCGUCUCGGCCGAAGAAGGCAACGAUCCAAGUCUGGAGGAUUCGCCCAAACCGUGCCUGGCCGUGAGAGUCGUCGACUUUGCGAACACAGUCAUUCAUCUCUGGUCGAUCGAGAAGAUGCACAAACGUGUCAAAGCCAUGCGGCAAAUGGUUCAAUACAUCGAUCGACCAGAGUACAUGCAACAUUUCAACGUCGGCAACCCUUUCGAAGAAGAUUGUAUGCCUGAGUACACCCGCGUUGGGGACUCUGACAUUCCCUUGGCCGCGGUAUUCGAAUGCAGAGUGCAAGACUUCACACUGGACGUGUACUCGCCAUAUACGUGCAGUAUCAUUGGAGUGGUCCAUCUGUCACUCGAACCUAGCUCCGCAGAAGCCCCAAGCAGCACGCUAAAGUUCAAUGUGGUCAUGCACGAUCUCGUGGGCUUUGCCGAGCGCGAAGGUACCAACGUACAUGCUCAGCUUUUCAUCCCUGGUAUCUCAGAGGAAGGCGGUGUGACAACCACUUCUCUUGUCAGCGGUUUUGGCGAGAACGCAGUGCGCUUCGAAAGUGUCCACAGCAUGAGCCUACCGCUUUCGGCGCCCCGGGAGGCCAGCUUGAGGGUCAGCAUCUUCGCGAGAGUUACGAGCAUGCAUCUCGACAAGCUCCUUAGUUGGGACGACAUGCGCGAUGCGUCGGUCGCGGCCAACAUCAAGCCGAGGAACAAACGACUUCAUUCCCGCAUUGGAGAACACGAAUACUACUCGGAUGCUCGUCACGAUACCUUUGCUCGCGUACAUAUCCUUGAGAUCAGCGAGGACGGGACUUAUCAACCGGUUGAAGUCGUGCAGAAUGACACUCUGGAUCAAGGAGCGUACCAGCUGCAUCAAGGUCUGCAACGGCGGGUUGUCCUGAACUUGGUUCACUCCUCGGGUGAUGGUCUACCAUGGGAAAGGGUCGAUCGACUGCAAGCCGGUCAGAUUCGACUGCUGGAUAGCGAUGGCAAGGUCUCUGAUACGGACAGCAACACACCAGAUGUUCUCCUGUCUCUUGUCUCCCCGCCCGUGAUUCGCAAGAACGCCGACGGCACCGUCCAUGUCAAAGUAACUGGUCAAUGGGACUCCAGCGCACACAGCUCCCAAUUACUGGACCGACCGACGCUGGACAAGUACCGUGUACAGCUGACGUUCAAGUGGCAGGUUCACUCGCCCAGAGUGACUCACCCUAUGAAGUUCAACUUCGACGUGGCAGUGCAGACCCGUCCACGGACAUGGUUCAGACAAAAUUCGCUUCUCGGGCAGUUCUUCUACAAUCAAAGAGUUGUCCAUUCGACCGCCAACAACUAUACCGUAACGCUGAAGCCCAGCGCUGCCAAACGAGCAGGCGACCUGUGGCGAAUGGACACGUCGACCGACUACAUCUCGGGCGAAGAGACGCUUACGAGCUGGGCUCCACGAAGCACAUCGCUGGUCAAAGACUACAUGACCUUGCGAAAGAGGCAAAGACGCAUCGCAGAGAUCGAGUCUGCAAGGGGCGUUCUCGCGUGGGGCGCACUGUCGCCACCAUCGAAGGCUCAACGUGCAGAAGGCGAGACAUUGACCGAGCCACAGCAAGCGCUUCUGAAGAGAGUCCUCGGUCUUUGGCAGACGUCUCCGUCACCCAGCGAGAUGAUGCUCCUCCUAUCAAAUACUGGAUCCCCCGAGCGCGGCGCCGCAUUCGCCAAUGGCGGAUCGAAAGAUGCAUCCGAAGAAUCCGACCCAGUUCCUCUUGCAGCCACCGUCGAGACGCACCUCAAGUCUCCCACAGUCCUCAAAGCUGGCUGGCUCCUCUGUCCCGACCUUGCUGGAUCCCACUGGGUUCGAACCUACGUCGAGCUUCGCCGUCCGUAUCUUCACUUGUACAGCAAAGAAGGCGACGAGGUCAAUGCCAUCAACUUGACGAAUUCGAGAAUUGACGCGGAACCUCAGGUGGCGAAGCUGCUGCAGCGGCCAAACGUGCGGAUGGAGGUUUGGGCGGUGUACUCGACGAAGGCGUGGCUGUUUGCGUGUCGGAACGAUACCGAGCGCGGAGAAUGGAUCUGGGCUGUUGAUCGGUCAUAUGUUAGUGGUGGCGAUAGUGGGAGGAGAACCCCGGAGGAUUGGGCAUAG